CACACAGACCUCACAGGAAACUCACAACUCCCCAAGGCCCGCACACACUCACUCAGAGACCCUUUUUUCCCAGCUCUUACACACUCUUGCAGGGGGACGCUCACACCGGCUGCGCUGACCAGGGAGGAUGGCUGCUUCCAUGUGGAGAAUGAAUGGGCUUUGGAGAGGGGUGGCUCUAGCCCUGGUGCUCCACAGUCUAUUGCUCAAUAAUCGGGUGAUGUGUCAAGCUGAUGCCACAGAUAACCCUGCCUCUGGCGACAGUGUUGUAUCAGGGACCACGGAUGCCAGUGCAGCAGAACAUCAAGACGCCACUACUGCAGGUUUACCUGGUGAUGACAGCGUGGCCACACCGUCAAUCGCCGGAAACACUCCUGCCACUCCUUACCCUAAAGCUAGUUCAGGCCCGGUGCUUGUUGUAAGUGGUACCCCCACAGUACCAAAUGCUGAUAGUCAGGCUGGAGCAGAGACCUCCGGCACCUCUUUGACCACUGCUGUCUCUGCUGAUUCGAUCGAUUUUGAGACCAAGGCUGCUGAAGCCAUCGAUCUCCCAGCUGUCCUCAGCAUUGUCCCUGAAACACAGGCUCCUCUUCAGCUAGUGGUGCCUAAGGUGAACUGUGUCGAAAAGGAAGCUCUCGACGAAAACACUGCAAUCAAGGCUGUAGUGACAACAAACGACUGUGAGGAAACCAAAAGGCUCAUCCAAGCUAACCCUGCAGCCUGGUGCCCCAAGGAGCUGUGUCGUCUGGAUGUCUUCCAGGAGGAAAACACAAUGCUAGUGUCCAGUCCUGACGCUCAGAUGAGUUCUUUGGUUGAGGCACUCCAGGGUGAAAAUAUCAAAGGCUCGCUGGGAGUGUCAGAGGUUGAAACGCCUCCAUCAUCGUCGGGUUCAUCUGUGUUCGUGGCGGUGCUGCUCACCGGACUGCUCCUGGCAGCUGCACUCAUCGGAGGCUACUGUCUGAAGACCCGACGUGGUUCCGACGCCAAAGGGAUCAGACUGGCGGAGGAGUCCUACCCGGUGGACGUGGAGAACCAGGGGAACACACUGGUCUCUGUAGCCCCACUCAACCCUCCCCCUGAAACCCAGGAGAAACCCACCGUCAACGGAGACUCUCCCGAUGAGGCCAAGACCCAGCCUCCCCCCACCAACGGCCACUCCACUGCCAAGACGGCGGACACGGAGUUGUGAAGAGGACAACGGUUAGUCGCAGAGCAGAACCUCACACACUCACUCAAAACAGCUCCACCCCCCACCCCCCCACCCCCCGAGUCUCCUUCCCCUUCCAUCCGGUGCCACUGAGGGAGCCCACGACACAGUGGACGUCAGGGAAUAUCCGGAACAACCCUCGGCUCCCACGCCGCUCCCUUCAUCACGGCCCCUUCACCUCGUACACUGUCCCAUCUGCCUCAGCAGUUUGUCAGGAGGAACAAUUGUAGUCGGGCGACCUAAUACUGUACCGAUGAUGAUGAUAAAUAUUAUGUUUAUGCUAUGUUGUAUUGGGUAAUGAUAAUGACUGUGGUUAUGAUAUGACUAUAACGGUGCCAAUAUGUCUGAUGAUUGAUGAUGAUGAUGAUCCAUCAUCAUCAUCCUCAUCAUAAUUGCGAUUAUAAUGACAACGAUAAUAAUGACGAUGUUAACAAUAAUGAUGAUGAAAGCGCUGUCACUGCUUUGUUGAUGGCAGUCAGGCUGGAGGCAGGAGACGGGCAACUGGGAGGGGAGUGGAUUCAUUUGAUCAUUAACCACCGCUGGCUCCCUGGAUGACUGAAGCCUGGAGACACAAGCCCCAGGCCGCCAGUGCCCGGCUGGGCUCCCGCACGUCAUCACAUAUAAGCUGCAAGCAAACCCUCCGACAGACAAAAAGAAAAAAAAGCUAGCACAAAGUUUUAAAUCAAAAGUUUCCUUCAUUUGCUGCAAGGCAACGAGAGAGAGAGAGAGAGAAGAAGAAAAUCACAGCUUGGACUCUGUUUACAAACUUCUCAGAGAGGAAAUCCAUAGGGCUCCGAUCUCCUUUGAUUGACUUAUUGAUUGAUUUUGUGUGUGCGUGUAUGUGUGUGUGAGUGAGUGGGUGUGUGUGUGAGUGGGUGGGUGGGUGUGUGUACUGUUGCUUUUUCGAAAUUGUGUGCGUAUAUUUUGUUCGUUUGAAUUUGUAUGAGUGUUCCUGUAUGUUUGCAUUUGUGUGUGAAUGUGUAUUAUAUGCAUGCACACACUUGUGCAUGCAUAAAUGCAUUGCAUAAUGCAUAAUGUGCAUUUCUACAUGCGUGUGUGUGUGUGUACUUGUGUCAGCACUGUGCUUAGACUGUGUGCGCCCGUGCACACAUCUAGGCUUCUCUUACUUACCUGUGUGCGUUUGGCAGUGACUGUUUGACUUUACAAGUACGUGUGUGUGUAGCAUCGUUGAACAUGCAUGUGACAUUGGGCAUGAAAACUGUACUAGUUUAUAAGAUGGGUUGACAAGGUGAUGGCUCGCAGACGGCCCCUGUGCAAGUGAAGAGCAAGUUGGGGAGGGACGGUCCAAUUCUGGCGCUUUAAUCUCGCCGCCACCUGGCGGAGAUGAAGCCACGCGGGGACUCGCCGCUUCAUCACCGCAAGCUGAACUUAAAAGCUGCACUGAGAUCAGUCGCACGCCGACAGGAAGACACCCAGCCUCCACGUGGGCCCCGAAACCAUUAGACUGACCAACAGACUCACAAAGAGGCCCGCGAGGUGCUGCCCAGUGUCCGUCUCCGUCGGCUCUGCUCGUCCUUUUCGUCAGUGUUAGGCUCUUUUUUCUUCUAGUAUGUAUGCGCUUGUGAAAUACCAGUAUUCUUUUGAGCGGCGGUGUGUGAAAUGGUGGUUUUGUUGUUUUUACUCAUCUCCUUUUCAUAUCGUGUACUCACACCUGCUCCCUUCCGUGCCGAAUAAACUCAUUUCGUAGCUUCUCUUCUGAGGAUAGGACAUAGGACAUGUACUUUCGUGGCACCUUGACAGUGUUAGGCCUAAUGAUACAGUAGAGUAAGGGUAGAUAUGGUAGAAGAAGAAAGAAAAAAAAAACACACACACACACACAAACUCACUCUCACGCCGCCAGAACAAACGUGUUUUGCCCUGCCGUUUAGAGGGACUGCAAUGUUCAACGAGGCAACAUGGGAUUAAAAGAUACAAACUGUCACACUUGUUCUUCAUCAAAGUGGAACGAAAGACCGUUUGAGCACAUAAACGAGUUUUUGUUGUUGUUGUUGUUUUUUUUGUUUUUUUUUUACCUUGAUGUCUCCUUUUUCUUUUCUAACAUCUUGGCGUUACUGUUCAAUUUUACUAGCAUCCUAAAAUAAAAGAUUGGAUUCAACAAUAAAAUAAAUACUUACA
This is a messenger RNA of Lampris incognitus (smalleye Pacific opah), 3340 nucleotides long. RefSeq names its product CD34 molecule (gene cd34). The transcript has 8 exons. Lineage: Eukaryota; Metazoa; Chordata; Actinopteri; Lampriformes; Lampridae. The record is from RefSeq and is a predicted model, not a curated record. Gene Ontology annotation, cellular component: membrane. The coding region runs from base 128 to 1186 and encodes 352 amino acids. Gene Ontology annotation, biological process: cell adhesion.